AUGCGUGCCUCUAUCAUCGUCGCUUCUCUCUCCACCCUGGCCAUCGGCGCCUUGGCUGCUGACUCGUCCAGCUCCAGUGAGGGCAACCCCGCUACCCAGUACCUCACUCAGACCAACUCUCUGGGUGUCGUAACCGGCCAGCCGCUCCCUGUGACCACCCAGCCUGCCGCUGUUACCUCCCAGGAACCCGCUGCCUCGAUCCCUGCGGGCCUCACUUCCCCUGUGGUGACUCCUGCCACCAACACCGGCUCCUGGAGCAGCAGCAGCACUGGCUCCGCUGCUUCAAGCAGUGGCGGCGCUGCCUCCCCCAUGGGCAGUGCCUCUGCCUCCAAGAGUGGCUUCGCCUCCUCAUUCAAGCUCACUACCACCGCCUCCACCGCCAUGACCACUGGCACUGGGACUGCUACCUCCGCCGGAACUGGCUCCUCCGGGUCGUCUUCCGCCUCGUCUGGCGCGUCGCCCACUUCCACCAACGGAGCUGCCAUGGCCACUGCCGCCCCCAUGGGCCUGGCCGGUCUGGCUGCCCUGGCUGCUUUUGCUCUGUAG
This is a messenger RNA of Penicillium diatomitis, 546 nucleotides long. RefSeq lists its product as uncharacterized. The record is from RefSeq and is a predicted model, not a curated record. Bases 1 to 546 code for a protein of 181 amino acids. NCBI's taxonomy places the organism in Eukaryota, Fungi, Ascomycota, Eurotiomycetes, Eurotiales, Aspergillaceae. The transcript is spliced from 2 exons.